Condylostylus longicornis is the source of this 554-nucleotide messenger RNA. RefSeq lists its product as uncharacterized. The coding region runs from base 12 to 554 and encodes 180 amino acids. NCBI's taxonomy places the organism in Eukaryota, Metazoa, Arthropoda, Insecta, Diptera, Dolichopodidae. The transcript has 3 exons. The record is from RefSeq and is a predicted model, not a curated record.
GAAAUACUUAAAUGAAGAUGUUGGAUAUUAUCAAAUUAAAUUUUAUUUUAUUUAAUUUAUUUUUAGUGGUUAACUUAAGUGAAUGUGGGAAACGUAUAGUAUUCCCUGAUGAUAAAAUUUUACAAAAAUCUAAUGUGACAACAUCAACAACGAUUAAGUCAUUUCAUAUGUAUCGUGAUAGAACCCGUGAUAACACACAAUUUACAAAAGUUAAUAAAUUGUUUUCAAAUAAAAUCAAUGAAUAUCCUAAAAGCGAUUCGACUAAGAUGCCUUUAAAUAAAAUUGAAAUGACUACACAAAUAUAUACGCCACCACCAAGUACAUUGAGGCCAAGAAAAUAUAAAAAUUGUGCAUGGUGUUGUGAUAAUAGUACAGUUGAAAUUGAUGAUGACACUGAUAUCGACAGUUUGGCAAAUGUGAAUUUUAAUGAUUUACCACUCUGUUCAAAAUGUUGUUCUUUCCAACCGCAAACAGAAGAAGAAUAUGCAGCUGAACCUGAUGAAGAUGACAAACUUGGUAGUAUUUCAAUUGCAACAAUUUUAGGAAAAAAAUAA